UUUCGAACGUCUGAUUAUAUUAAUACUACCGUCCCCGUUCUUAGAAAAUACUUGUUCACAUCAAUGUUCAUACAAAAUCAACAGUUGUAUACCUUAUGUAUUUUAUAUACAUUUUUUCUUCAAUUUUCUUUUAACCAUGAAUUAAAUGUAACAUAGUUUAAACACUUAGUGUGGAUUCAUGUUUUGUCUCAUCCCUUCCAUAGAAAUAAGAGAAAGCACCUGUAAAAUAACCCCUUUUUAUUUCUGGAAAAGUAUAAAAAAGGAAUGUUAGAAAAAGACAGAAAUAGACGCAACAACCUUUAAGGAUAUAAUAAAGCAAAUAAGCAAUUUGAAUAUUGAACGUGACUUUAAAUUUGCACAUGAAUUGCUGCUGAAAUUGAAAAACGCUACUUCAGUUGGUCAAAAUCAAAUAUGACCAACGCGAAUUUUUAACUAUAACAUCACACAUGGAAAUAAUUCAUAUAGAAAAAUGUACUCGUUUUAAUAAAAAAAAUACAAGAAAAAUAAAUUUCUAGUCUUACUAAUAAACACAUUAAGUAUGUCGGACUAGUAUUCAUAUGAAUUCAAUUCGAAAUAUAGAAUUACGUACUUAGUCUAACAAAACAAAUGUUUAGUCAGAUAAACACAACGAAGAAACAACGAGGAGCAUCAUAAAAAUGAUAGACAAAAACCCAUAAUUUCUCAUUUGACCAAUUAAACCUAACAAAUGCCGUCCCCCGUCUCCUAAUUUCAAACACAUCAAAUUCAUUUAUAAAGACUUAUUCAUUGUUCCAACCUGCCAAUCGCCCAUCCUCUUAAUUAUACACUUUAUUACUACUACUUUCUUUAUGCUUUUCUCAGCACUUUAUAUUCUUUCUUUACUACAAUAUUCAUGAUUUCGUCCACCUUGUUCUUAUCAUCAUUUUAGUUCAUUCCCCUGUUUGAUUUCAUUUCACACCCCUUUAUUUAAUCAUGUUUCUGUAUGUGAUUGCAAUAAUUGCUUCAUCUUUUCUUCUGAAGUUUGUAUUGAAAACUUCCUUGGUGCAAAUUCUGAAGAAAUGGUGGCGAUUGUUCGAGGACGGUUGUUAUGUGUACCAGUUCUACAGAGUCCCGCAAUUCAACCACAACAUGCAGGAAAAUCAAUUGUAUAGAAAAGUUUGCACUUAUCUGAAUUCUCUGCCGUGUGUUGAAGAUUCUGAUUUCACCAACCUUUUCUCCGGCGACAAGUCCAAUGAAAUCAACCUCGUUUUGGAUUCAAACCAAAUCGUCGUUGACAAUUUCCUCAGCGCCAGAGUUUGUUGGAUCAAUGAACAGGACGAAAACACCGGCCUGAAAUCGCUUGUUAUGAAAAUUAGGAAGAACGACAAGCGUCGAAUUCUACAACCUUAUCUUCAACAUAUACAUUCUGUGUUCGAUGAAAUUGAGCAGAGAAAAAAGGAGGUGAGAUUAUUCUUGAACGUAGAUAACGAACCUCAGAGAAAUGGACGGUGGAGAUCAGUGCCGUUUACACAUCCAGCAACUUUUGAAACUAUCGUGAUGGACGCGGAUCUCAAAAACAAAGUCAAAUCUGAUUUAGAAAAUUUCCAAAAGUCAAAACAGUACUAUCAUCGUCUCGGCAAAGUUUGGAAACGGAGUUAUCUCCUCUACGGACCUUCCGGUACCGGAAAAUCAACAUUCAUCGCCGGAGUAGCGAACAUGCUGAAUUACGACGUGUACGACGUUGAUUUAUCUAAAGUAACAGACGAUUCGGAUCUGAAGAUGCUUCUGUUACAGACUACGAACAAGUCGUUGAUUGUUAUCGAAGAUCUCGAUAGUUAUUUAGGGAACAAAUCAACGGCUGUGAGCUUAUCUGGAAUUCUUAAUUUUAUGGACGGAAUAUUCUCGUGUUGUGGGGAAGAGCGAAUUAUGAUCUUUACCGUGAAUAAUAAAGAUCAGAUUGAUCCAACGGUUCUAAGGCCAGGAAGAAUUGAUGUUCACAUACACUUCCCUUUAUGUGAUUUUAAUGCGUUCAAAAGCCUAGCGAAUAGUCAUUUGGGUUUAAAAGAUCACAAGCUGUUCCCACAAGUAGAGGAGAUUUUUCAAACCGGGGCGGUUUUGAGCCCGGCUGAGAUAGGCGAGAUUAUGAUAUCGAACCGGAGCUCCCCGACCCGGGCACUGAAAUCGGUCAUUUCUGCUUUGCAUAUCAACACCGAGUCAAGGGCGGCGAAUCGGCAUGCACGACGGUUGAGUGAGAGCGGAUCGGUUCGAACCGUGGAAGAAACGGGUGACUCGGGAAUUUUUUGCAAGGACGGUGUGAGAGACUUCAAGAAACUAUAUGGACUUUUACGGAUAAGGAGCGGUAGAAAAGAUCCAUCCUUCGAGUUUGAUACAUCGGAUAAGGAUAAUUCACGUCAUGACAAUUAACUUAUGUUGGUUUGAGGCUUUAAUAAUGAACCCUUACUUGCAUAAUCAUUUAUUUAUUUAUCUUUCAGAAUGAUGUAAGUUGUUAUUUCUAGUGAGUGAUUUUUAGUUGACUUAACAUAAAGAUUGUAGUUAGAAUUCAUUAUCUCAUAUUGAUUAAACUUUGAUCAAAGUUAUCGCUCUGUUUUUGUUAGUUAUA
This is a messenger RNA of Nicotiana attenuata, 2578 nucleotides long. RefSeq names its product AAA-ATPase At2g46620-like. NCBI's taxonomy places the organism in Eukaryota, Viridiplantae, Streptophyta, Magnoliopsida, Solanales, Solanaceae. The transcript has a single exon. Gene Ontology annotation, molecular function: ATP binding; ATP hydrolysis activity. The record is from RefSeq and is a predicted model, not a curated record. The coding region runs from base 952 to 2382 and encodes 476 amino acids.